UAAAAAACAUGGCGUUAGUAAUUUGAAAGCUCACAUCCCCGUUUGCCCGUUAUAUCCUAAUAGAGACUAACAUGGACAACAAAACCUUUCAUUCAAACCCACAGAUGGGGGCGGUGUCGACGUUGUCACUCAUGUCUUUUCUUUUGAUGAUUGUAAGAGAGCUCUUGCCGAAAUGGUCAUCAUUGAUGAACUACCCUUUAGAUUCGUUGAGGGGAUUGGGUUUAGAAAGUUUUGUAAGGUCAUGCAACCGAAGUUCUCACCGGUCCCUUCUCGCCAAACGAUAACUAAAGAGGUUGGUGCAAUUCAUAACUAUGAGAGGGGAAAAUUGAAAAAAUUAUUGAAGGGUCGUAGGAUUUGCCUCACCACUGAUACAUGGACAUCAAUUCAAAAUCUUAACUACAUGUGCCUCGCCGCACACUUCAUUGAUGAUGAUUGGAAGUUGCAAAAGAGAAUUUUUAACUUUUGUCAAGUUGUAAAUCAUAAGGGAGAGACCAUUGGCAAGAAGAUUGAAUCUUUGUUGCUUGACUGGAACAUUGAUGGUAUUUUUACGUUGACAGUAGAUAAUGCUAGUUCGAACGACACGGCUAUUAAGUUCUUGAAAAGGAAAACAAAGGAUUGGAAACGGACAAUCUUGGAUCAUGAUUAUUUGCAUGUACGAUGUUGUGCACACAUUUUGAAUCUUAUUGUGGUUGAGGGGUUGAAAGAUAGGAAUGAGAGUAUUCUCCGUGUUCGUGAUGUCGUGAGGUAUGUGAGAUAUUCUCCACAAAGAUUGGAGAGCUUUAAGAAGUGUGUGGAGAAGAAGAAAAUUAUUUUUAACCAAACUGUGUGUCUUGAUGUGCGUACUCGGUGGAAUUCCACUUACGUGAUGUUAGAAGUAGCUGUCAAGUUUGAGAAGGCAUUCCAAAGAAUGGCGGAGGAAGACAGUGGUUUCAAAACCUUUUUUGGCAUAAAGGAAGGCGAUGAUGGGGAGCUUGUGUCAUUUGAGGGUGGGGAGACCAUAGAGUUGGUUAGUGAGGGUGGCCAAGUUAGGAGCCAUAGGGUCCAAAGAAUUCCAACGAAGCUUGAUUGGAAGAAUUGUACGAUGUUUACUAAGUUCUUGAAACUUUUCUAUGAUGCAACCAAGAAAUUGUCGGCUUCUCUUUUUGUCACAUCCAAUGUAUUCUUUGAUGAGAUGUAUAAUGUUGAAGUAAAAAUAAAGAAGUUAAUUGCCAACAAUGACCCUCUCUUGUCUAAAAUGGCAUUUGACAUGAAAAAAAAAAUUGACACGUAUUGGGGGAAGGGAGAUAAAUUCAAUUUCCUACUUUAUGUGGCGGUGGUACUAGAUCCCCGGUUCAAGUUAAGGUGAGUGAAGUUUUGCUAUAUAAAAACCAAAGGGAAGGAGGUGGCCAAGCAAAUGGAGAAACGUAUGAAGGGAGUUUUGGACAAGUUGUAUGAUGCUUAUGUGAACGAGGGUGAAGUUAGAGUUCAAGUGGCAAGUGCAACACCGAGUGUUGUGGUAGAUGAGGAUUGUGAUGAUCGGUUGAGUUUAGCAAGUGAAUUUGACACUUACUUGGAGCAAGAGUAUUCUAGUGUUUGUUCGUCAGAGGUAGACAAGUAUGUGAAUGAUUUGUGUGAACAUAAGGAUAUUCCGGAUUUUGAUAUCCUUUUAUGGUGGAAGAACAAUUCCAACAAGUAUCCGAUCUUGUCCCAAUUAGCACGUGAUGUAUUAGCUAUGCCCGUGUCCACCGUUGCUUCUGAGUCGGCUUUUAGUACGGGUGGUCGCGUACUUGAUCCAUUUCGAAGUUCACUCUCACCAUCAAUGGUCGAGACUCUUGUAUGCACCCAAAAUUGGCUUCUAAGCACGGUUCCAAUCUCUCUUUGACAAGCUAUGGAUAAAGUUGAAGAUCUUGAAUGAGAAAUCCUUGGAAAUGAUGCAAGUUCGGAAGUUCCUAAGGAUUGAGUUAUGGGGCUUUGGAUGUUGCUGAAAUAUUUAAAGUUAA
Rhododendron vialii is the source of this 1979-nucleotide messenger RNA. RefSeq names its product zinc finger BED domain-containing protein RICESLEEPER 2-like. NCBI's taxonomy places the organism in Eukaryota, Viridiplantae, Streptophyta, Magnoliopsida, Ericales, Ericaceae. The record is from RefSeq and is a predicted model, not a curated record. Bases 173 to 1345 code for a protein of 390 amino acids. The transcript has 2 exons. Gene Ontology annotation, molecular function: DNA binding.